Molecule: messenger RNA, 1585 nt
Organism: Calypte anna (Anna's hummingbird)
Lineage: Eukaryota; Metazoa; Chordata; Aves; Apodiformes; Trochilidae
Gene: RSL1D1
Product: ribosomal L1 domain containing 1
Exons: 9
Coding region: 68-1399 (443 amino acids)
Source: RefSeq, a predicted model, not a curated record
GCCCCGGACGGGCCCCGGCGGAAGGAGCGCAGUGCGCAGGUCCGGCUGCACGUGGUGGGACAGAGCCAUGGCGGAGCGGCUGGAGCGGGAGCAGGUGAAGAAGGCGGUGGAGGCCCUGCUGGCUUUCACCAGGAGCAAGGCGAAGGGAAAGGAGCUGCUCGGCGAGAGCGAGAACGUUCACCUCCUGGUGACGGUCUGGAAGAUCCCACGCGUGGCACAGCUCAUUAAAAUACCACUGCCCCAUGGCAUUCGACCAGAAACAGCCGAGGUUUGCCUGUUCACAAAGGAUGAACCAAAUUUAUCUGCAGAACAGACUGAAAAGCUGUACAAGAAACUUUUAAUCCAGAAUGGGAUCGGAAGUGUUAGCCAGAUCAUCCCAUACAAAACUCUUAAAAAGGAGUAUAAACUGUUUGAAGCAAAGCGUCGUCUUCUGAACAGAUUUGAUCUCUUCCUGUCUGACGAGCGAAUUAGAAGGCUCUUGCCCUCACAUCUAGGAAAACACUUUUAUGAAAGGAAAAAGGCUCCUUUGUCUGUAAACUUGAAAGCCAAAAAUCUUGCUAAGGAACUACAAAGACAUAUCCAGGGGACUACGCUCCCAGUUACCAACAAAGGGUGCUGUUAUACAGCACGGAUAGGUCACACUGGAAUGAAACCUGAUGAGAUAUUAAAUAAUGUCAUUGCAGCAGCUGAGGUGAUUGCUAAGAAGUUACCCAAGAAUUGGAAAAAUGUAAAAAUUCUUCACCUCAAAACACUUAAAUCAGUUGCACUUCCAAUUUUCACUGCAAAUAUCUCCAACUUGGAUGAGCUUGACAGCCAGCCAUCUCUCAAAAAAAAGGAAGUAAAGAAGGUGAAGACCAAGAAACCUAAGAAGGCAGGUAAAAAACUGAAGUCAAGUCAAGUCACUUUGACAACUGAAAAUAAUGCUGCUGCUGCUACCCAGAAGCUUGCAAUAAAAGAAAAAGUAGUAGAAGUCAAUGAACCAGGUGAUCAUGAUGAUGAUGAAGAAAUUCCCCAACUAGUGCCUAUGCAAACAACUGACAUAACUGAGCAGAAGAAAACAGCACCAACUCCAGAAGAAGGCGACAACCUGGGCAAGAAAACUAAAACACCCCUUGGUAAGAGAAAGAAACAACCUCUGGCUCUGGAGACUCCCAAACCAAAACAUAAAGUUACAGAAGAGCAUGCAAGCUUGCAGACACCAAGAAACCAGAAAAAAAACAAGCAGCUCAGUGUGCCAAAGGAAGCAAUAAAAGAGAAAGAGAUGAAAAAGACUCCCAAAAAGCCUGAAGCAAAGUCUUUUGCAACACCCAGAGCUGGCAAAUCAAUACAGUCAGCUAAGAAGUCUUCAAAAACACCGAAGCAAACACCCAAGAAAGUGCUCAGGCCACAGUCAGCAUGAAUGUUGUCUGUUGUAACAUGAUCUAUAUAGUCAUUCAGUGGUAUCUUUUUAGUAAAAAUCAUACUGAUGAAGUAAAAAUACUAUAAGAAAAUCCAAUCUCUGGAGCCUUUUUCACCUUAACCUGAAGUGAUUGAUUUGUGUUUUCUUCUGAGAGGCUGGAACAAAUAAAGUCAUGAUUAGCUCAUU